UAUUGAGUUUAAGUGAAAAGUGUAAAUCAGUUUGGACAAAUUGUGGUAUGUUAAUUAAUUGUCUAUAUAUAUAAUUUUGUAUAAAUUAAAAUAUACCUUAUUUUAGGUUCUUGAAGAACAAUGCUCAGCCUCUUCAACUCAAACCCACUCUCUCUGCUUCAAACUAAAUUCCCCUCCAAAAACCCUAACCCAACUCCAAAGCACAAAUUCUACAUCGUCAAAAUGGCCGCUGAUUUCGAUCGAGCCACAGAAUUGAAGCAAUUUGACGAAACCAAAGCCGGCGUCAAAGGCCUUCUCGACGCCGGCAUCAAUCAAAUCCCUCGCAUUUUCAUCCACCCACCCGAAACUCUCUCCGACCUCAAACCAACCUCUAAAUCACCAUCUUCCUCUACCCCCGUCGUCAUUCCCACGAUCGACCUGGCCGGCCUCCACUCCCCCGAUAACCGCUCCUCCAUCGUCGGUCACAUCCGAAACGCCGCCUCCACCUUCGGAUUCUUCCAAAUAAUCAACCAUGGAGUUCCCCAAAAAGUGCUCGACGAUAUUCUCGAUUCCAUUAGAGCUUUCCACGAACUGCCAGCAGAGGCCAAAUCGUCGUACUACCGGAGGGACGUUGAGACCGGAGUCUCGUACUUGUCCAACAUCGAUCUGUUUAAGGCAAAAGCGGCGAGUUGGAGAGAUACUCUUCAGAUAGGACUAGGACCGGUGGCUGCAGCGCCGGAGAAUAUUCCGGCCAUUUGCAGGGAGGCGAUGGCGGAGUGGGCGAAGGAGACAGAGAGGUUAGGAUAUUUAUUAGAGGAAGUGCUGUGUGAAGGAUUAGGGCUGAGAUCAGAACGGCUUAAGGAGGCGACGUACGGAGAAGGGCGGAUGAUGGUGGGGCAUUACUAUCCGUACUGCCCACAGCCGGAUCUGACGGUGGGGAUUAAAUCGCACACAGAUCCUGGAGUUUUGACGGUUCUGCUGCAGGAUCAUAUCGGCGGUUUGCAGAUCCGGCACGAUGGUGGGUGGGUGGACGUUAAGCCCGUCGCCGGCGCUCUUGUUAUCAAUAUCGGUGACUUGCUUCAGAGCUAUAGGGUUUUUGUCUCCUUGUAUUCUAGCCGUCAUAUCCCCGUUCGUCCACCUUUGUUGAUCAUUCGUCGACGGAAGCAAAGCCAUAUCAGUAAUCAAUACAAGGCCACUGUCCCUUCAUUCGUCGACGGAAGCAGAGUCAUACCAUCAGGAAUAAUUCAAGGCCACAUUCCCUCCAAUCCUCAUUGAUCAUUCCUCCAAGAAGUUCGCUCUGUCGCACAGAUCAAAAUCCUUGUCUCUGAUUCUACUCGUCAUCGCCACCACCACUCCUUUCGUUGCGACUGCCACCACUACCGCUCCUUCCAUUCACACAGUUUGUCGCACCCUCGUGCCCACAUUCGUGUCUCCAUUCGUCCUCGUUUAGAUUUGCCUAUUCGCACAUUGCAAACUACCAAUUUGUUUACACAUCUCCGUUUGUGUCUCUGAUUUCCAUAUUCGUGUCUCAAUUCAUCUUUCGCCCAAAUCUACUAAUCUCGUCUGUCG
Messenger RNA from Cucumis sativus (cucumber), 1548 nucleotides. RefSeq names its product 1-aminocyclopropane-1-carboxylate oxidase homolog 6. The transcript is spliced from 2 exons. Lineage: Eukaryota; Viridiplantae; Streptophyta; Magnoliopsida; Cucurbitales; Cucurbitaceae. Bases 121 to 1254 code for a protein of 377 amino acids. The record is from RefSeq and is a predicted model, not a curated record.